UGCACAAGACGAAGACCAAAAAAAUAUUUUAAAAUCGACAAAUUAUAGAAUUUUGGGACGUGACGAGAGAAAAUAACGAUUGGACAAAGGGUACCUAAGAGUGAAAUGAAACCCUCUUGAUCCUUUUAUGAUAUUUCAAAACAGAAAGACCUUUGAAUUCAUUUACAUGUAUCAUAUCAGCGGAUGUCAUCAAGUCAUUUAAGCGUGCGCAACACGGUAUCCACUCUUCUCUUUAACGAUCGUAAUGGCCUGAGAAUACAAAAUUUGCCUGACAAUUUCGUAUAGAAUGCGUGUGCUCCUGUUGCGAGGGGUUAUGGUGCGAAUUUAGCCUGAGAACGGAAGAUUCCGAACUCAUCCCGCAAAGUACUAAUAAUAGCCAGCUUGCCUUGCCCCUGGCGAGUUAGUUCAACAGGAUACGGUGCCGCCAGUGUCAGCUGACUCGCUCCUGGCAUCGCUGAUCGUCACUGCGACGAGGCAGCGCCGUUCGGAAAUUGAAAUUACGACUCAUCGUGAAGCAGCGGAGAAGGCAGGUGUCACUGAGGACCUUCCAUUUGCGAAGGCAAAGCUAUAACGAUGAUGCAGCUUUCAGUAAUUGUACCUGUGAUAUUACUUUUUGCCAGUCCGCUGUAUGGCAAAAAGUAUGACACGUAUAAUCAAUAUUACGAUCCCCGCCAGAAUUACUACGACAUGGCAGAAAAGUAUCGUCGAUAUGAUCAUUACCAACCACCAACAUCUCCAUUCCAUCAGAAAAUGCAUACAUUCAUUGCUGACUUUGGCCCGACACCACCACCCCAUGAUCAAGUAGCCAAAAUGGCAAGAUACAUUGUCCACAAUGCAGAUUGGGGUGCCAUAUCUACACAUUCUUCUUCCCCUGCCAUUCGAGGAUUCCCGUUUGCAAACAUUGUUUCUAUCAGUGAUGGAACAUCCACCAACAGUUCUGGUGUACCUUAUAUGUACAUCACACCACUGGAACUUUCCACUCGUGACCUAGAAAUUGAUUCAAGAUGUUCACUUGCCCUAUCAUUAGCUGAAACAGAUUACUGCAAGCAGCAAAAUAUUGAUCCAGAAGAUCCAAGAUGUGCAAGAGUUAUUCUUACUGGAAAAGUGAAAAGGGUGAAAACCCAUACCUCAGAAAUUGACUAUGCAGAGAACGCCCUGUUUUCCCGUCAUCCUGCUAUGCGUUCAUGGCCAAGGAGUCAUGGUUUUUAUUUUGCAAAACUUAAGAUAGAGCAAAUUUUGGUGCUGGACUACUAUGGAGGCCCUAAAAUCGUGCCAAAACCAGAGUACUUUAACCCUGGUGAUGUUCGCUUCAGAAUUUAGACAAGAUCAAUUGUUAGUUAUUAGUUGCUGAAAAGAAAUUAAUAAAAACAAUGAUUUACUGCACUUGAUGCAAUGAAUACAAGGUGAUAUUUGUUUAUCUUUCACAAGACAGGUGUGGAAUAUUAUGCUACUAAUAUCCUGUUAGUACUGGUGAUAAAGGUAUCCUUGUUUGCCAGGUGAUUAAAAGUAGUUUUGCCACAUGACUGAUAAGUUAUGUGCAUACUAUAUUUGUGAUGUAUUAUCCCAGAAGAAUUAAAUUGAAGAUUCAACAAAAUGCUCAAGAACUGAAAUGCAGUUGUAAAAUUAAAUAAAUAAAGAGGAUAGUUUUCCUUUAUCGUGUUUUUAAUUAUUUUUCUCAUUCCUAGGCAUACAUAUAAUGUACAUUUUUUUUACUCUUGUAAUAUGGAAACAAAUAAUACAAAUCAACAAAAAACAAAAUAUCCGUUAAUCACAAAAUUAAUAAAGUCAUCCUAAAACAAAUAUGCACUGGAAUUUAGAAAUGUUAUGUAGUACUAUUUAGUAACUUCAGUUGAAGUACUACUGUAUUAGGAGAUGUAGGAUCUGCCACAAGCAGUUGAUCACCAUCAGACAGUCCCAAUUCUUGUAGAGUUCUUCGAAGAUUUCCUCUAGUUUGUUGUUCAAUACUUGCAACAGUACUCAUAUAUAACGUACGAGAAUGACCUCCGGUCUGUGUAGUGAUACCUGGACUGCGCAUUCGAAACUGAGCACUCUCGCACAAAUGGGCAAUAAGUUCUUCCAAUUUACAAUCCGCUUUGAAUUCAAUUUUUUGAGGGACUUGACUGCAGGCUAAACAAUCCUCCUUCCUUUCAGCCUCAUAAGCAUAUGUGUACACACCUUCCAAAUCAUUGAAGACCAUAUAAUUAUUAAGGGGCAGGCAACAACUUGUAGCGAGCUUGAAAGCUUCAGUAGCACAUGCUGCUGCAACAACAGCAUUUGUUGAAGCAACUGCAGGUAUUAUAUUCUUCACUACUCCUUGUACCAAGCGGUAAGUUACCCCGGGAAUUGAGAACUGAGCAGCUCUCUCGGAUGAUUUUUCGUAAAUCCAGCUUAUAUGUUGAGGGUCAUCUCCAUCUAUGGGGACACUCCAGGGAUUUUCUUUAGGCCAUUGAAUAACUUUUACAUACUCAAUGCAAUGCUCAGGUAAGCGAGGAGUAUUUGCAAUAGUGCAAAGCGGAUAAGUAAUUUGGGGAGGAAAAAGAUCCAAAGUGCAAUCAAUACAAGCAGUCAUGCCUGGCAGGAUGACACGUACAUUCCCCUUGAAACCUUCUGUUCCUCCAUCAAUGAUUGGUAUUAUUGAACAUGUGUCCAAUACUCCAUUUUCAUAAUUCAAAAGAGAUAUUAUCAUCCCAUUUAUCCAACGACGAGCGACAAUCGAAUCUAGACCACAUACAACAAUGUGGAAUUGUCUGUAAAAUGAUUCAUCAAAAUCUUGAAUUUUACUAAAGUGAGGGACAACAUGGCAUCCUUGAAUUCUUGUAUUUAUGAAAUUUGCUGCAACCUCUGCUUUCGACUUCCCAAUAUCCUUGUGUCUAAACAGAAAUUGUCUGUUCAGGUUAGAAAGUUCUAUUGUAUCCAUAUCAAUGACAUGAAUAUUCCUAAAUCCCAUGUAGGCAAGAUCUUUCAGGAGUUCACAUCCUAAUCCACCGGCACCAAUAACGAGAAUUUUGCAGGAGUUCAUUAAAAAAUUAAGUGUCUCUGGGGAUGCUUCAAAAUCAGGAUGACAAAACGGUCCCGGCCUCUCCAAAAUCUUCCUCAGAUGAGACCAACGAUGAUGUAGAUUGUCACUUCCAUCUCCGGAUCCCAUCAUUUUAUCUUUUUGAAAAUUACACUGUCCCACGAGCAAUACAAAACGCUAACACUCACCUAUACAAUUUAACCUUACCUCAAACGGUUACAAUUACAGAUUGGUAGUUGUCAUCGAACGUUUCGAACGAACGUCAAUCCCACCAACCUCUGUUUCGUUCCGUUUGGUUUACUUCAUGGAUCCAGGUUUACCACCAUACAGAUGCAAUCAGUCAAUAAAACGACGUGGUAACACUGCGAAAGCGUUCAGAAACCUGUAGCCGCGUGCGACGGGUUUCCAUGUGGGAUAUUUCUAUGUAACUUUUCUUUUAUUUAUUAAAUUUACACGAAUUUCAGGGUCAUCAUGAAAUCACCUUCACCGAGCAUGGGAACGAUCGAUUUGUGCCGAAAUUGUUAAAGUUUAAAAAACAGAUUUUUGCAGUGUUUCCUUUACCGUGAAAGCCCUGAUAUCUUGUUUCUUCAAAUUGAGAUUUUAUCAUGGAAGAAUAUGCCAGAGAGCCGUGUCCAUGGCGUAUCGUGGACGACUGUGGAGGAGCAUUCACAAUGGGGUGUAUUGGAGGAGCUGUCUUUCAGAGCAUAAAAGGAUUUCGUAAUGCCCCUAGUGGACUGAACCGAAGGCUUCUGGGAAGUUUAGCAGCUGUUAAACAACGUUCCCCUGUGAUAGCAGGAAACUUUGCAGUAUGGGGUGGUCUCUUCUCUACAAUUGAUUGUACAUUGGUUCAUAUACGGCGUAAGGAAGAUCCGUGGAAUUCUAUAAUAUCAGGUGCUGCAACAGGAGGAAUAUUGGCAGCUAGAAACGGACUCCCAGCUAUGGCAGGAUCUGCGAUAAUAGGUGGUGUUCUUCUAGCUCUAAUAGAAGGUGUUGGUAUUCUAUUUACACGACUCUCUGCUGAGCAUUUUCGCCCAGCUCCACCUCAACUUGGCGACGAUCCAACACAAUUAGGACCACCACCACCUGGGUUCAGUCAGUCGUAUCAAUAGCAGUUUUAAUAGUGUAAUAUAAAGUAAUAGGUUGUAAAAUGUUCUUUAUUGUUGACUUUGUUGAUAGGAUCAGAGAUUCCCGUCUCACUGAAUGUGAACAGUGAUGCAGUCAUUUGUGAAUAAAUUUUAUUCUCAGUUGUACUUGUGAGGACAUUUCUACCUAGAAAUAAGUUUUGUGUUGUGUGAACAUAUUGUAUGCUUUUCAUAUUAUACAUUAAAGCAUAUUCUACUGUACCAGCACAAAAUUAUGUUGGUUUUUUUAAAAAAAAAAUUAAUAUUGUAGAACCUCUUCUACUAAGAUGGAAAAAAAUGUAUGACAGAAUUACAAUUAAAUUAUUUCAUAAAAGUUGUUUAUUUGAUUAUUUGUUUGGGAUUGUAAGUAUCCAUAGUUUUUAAAUUCGGAAAUUAUCUUAAAUGGUUUUGUAGUAGUAGGCAGUCUAGUCUUAAAGAGAAUGCACUUGAGAAUAACAUAAAGUGCAGGAGAAUAACAAUUUUUAUACUGCAUUUAAGGAUCCUGGAAUAUGUGUUUUGUGUUUAGCUGAUCUCGCUGAACAGCUGAAUUAUCAUUAAGAGUCAUAGUUUACAAUUUUUUAACAAUCUAUAACCUAAAUACUUUAUCUCUGGUGAGUCACAAUAGUAUCUUUAAUAUGAUUUAACGAGACUAGUUGCAGUUUCAAACUGCCGCAAAAUGUAUUUGAGCCGGAAGGAAUUGUUGCAAUUUUUGAAAAUAUGAUAAAAUAUGUUUUAACCCAGGAGUGCCCGGAAUUUAUCUCUGAUAUAACUGCAACUUUCUGAAGCUCUAUUUGCAGAAAUAGUAAUUUUAUUUAGUUUGUACAUGUCCACCCCAAUGCAAUUGUUAAUAAAUUUAAUCCUACACUGCAGAAACCUUGUCUGAAUAUUUAUGCUGAGGAAGGUAAAAAUUGAUGAAGUACAUGCGAAAGUCAUUAAACCUCUUAGCUUAUUAAAUAAUAUUAACUACAAUUUCCACAGGUGACUUUGGCAUGUUUUAAACGAAAAUAUAUUUUACAUUUUUCACUAAAAUAGAGAAAGUCUUUUCGUUUUUUGCAAAGCUCACGAUUGUUUUCAUUUCGCCACUGACAUUCCCUGCAUGUCUCCUUUGGGAAGAAAUUAUGACUUGAUCCUAGGUAAGACAAAUUAUUUCAUUUUCUGAAUAGGCACUUGCCGUAGAUGCAGCUAAAAUUAAUGUCAUGAUAUGUACCGUUUAGGCCAGAAACUCACAAAGUAAUGGUGCCAGUGCAUGCAAUGUAUUUGACAUAUUGCAGAGCACAGCCAUCAAGACUCAAUAUACCCACUGGUGUUCUCAGAUAAGUACAAUGAAGGAGUACAUGAAAUAUCAGAAGACUAAAUAAUUCAGGAAUAUAAAAUUGCUGUGGAUAGGAUCUUGCAAAUCUAUUGUGGGCACUUCGGUGUUAAUAGAAAGUUCAAAUGCCAUAAACUGAAAUUAUUUAUUUUUUGCUUGCUUAGGGUAAGGAAUUUCUUUCAAACACAUUUUUAACUAUGUAGUUUAUACAAAAAUUAUAUUAGUAUAUUUAAUAUACUAAUUAUAUAUUAUAAACUUCAUUAUGCAGAUGUUACAUGUGC
Gryllus bimaculatus (two-spotted cricket) is the source of this 5727-nucleotide messenger RNA. Lineage: Eukaryota; Metazoa; Arthropoda; Insecta; Orthoptera; Gryllidae. The record is from the annotation of a GenBank genome assembly.